Molecule: messenger RNA, 528 nt
Organism: Closterium sp. NIES-65
Lineage: Eukaryota; Viridiplantae; Streptophyta; Zygnematophyceae; Desmidiales; Closteriaceae
Source: the annotation of a GenBank genome assembly
AUGGGAAUUACCGCCCUCACUCUCUUUCCCCAUGCUCAUUCUCUUUCCCCCCUUCUCACCCAUUUCCCCCCUUCCCUUGCCUUCAACCCCCCAUUUUCUCUCCCUCGAAUAUGCCUCCUCCUUUCCCUUCUCGGUUCAGUUCCCUUUACCCCCUUACCCUUCCCUUCUCCCCCACGCCAUUCCUCCCCUUCCCCCACUCCAACCCCUCCAUUCCCCUUCGCUAGACCUCCUCUUACGUGUCUUUUCCACCCCCUCACCCACCUCGUCCUCUCCCACUCGCGCGGCGCCACACUUCCUCCUCCUCCGCACCUCACCACCCUCCACCGCACUCCACUCCUCCAGGACCUCACACCCCGCCCUGCGGCUAGCAGUGGUUACAAGCAGCAGUAUCCCUCACACACCUCCACCUCUACCCUGCUGCUGUCUCUCACGCCCUUGUGUUACACCUCGCCCACUCCCGUCCCCACACGAUAUGCCAGCUCCUCACCACUCUCCACCGCACUCUACUCCCCCUCCACGCACUCAUAG